AGCAGCCACUGAAGGAUGACACCCGAGAGACGGUGUCAUACUCGCUCUCUUGCUGUCUCACACACACACACACACACACACACACACACACACACACACAGAGGCAGAGAUGUACCUCUCACACGUGCCAGCGUGGAUCUCACACACGCACACACAGAGGCAGAGCAGUGCUUAUCACGUACCAGCGUGGAUUACACACACACACACACACGCACGCACGCACGCACGCAAAGAUGUACCUCUCACAUACCUGCAUUGAUCUCUCUCUCUCACACACACACACACAAACACACACACACACACACACACACACACACACACAGAAGCAGAUUCACGUCUUCCACACGCACAAGAGUGGAUGAGACACUGCGGGGCACGUCCAUUUCAAAAAGGACUGCGUACCUGGUGCAGGCGGUGAGAGCAGCGGGGAAGUGCGAUGCGGUCUUUAGGGGCUUCUCCAACUGUUUGCUCAGGCUGGGAGACAACAUGGCCAACUACCCGCAGGACCUGGACGACAAGAGAAACCUCCAGACCAUCUGCUCGUACUGGGAUGAUUUCCACGCCUGCACCCUCACGGCCCUCACGGAUUGCCAGGAAGGAGCGACAGAUCUUUGGGAAAAACUGAAGAGGGAGUCCAAAAACCUCGAUUUCCAAGGCAGCUUAUUUGAACUGUGCGGGGGAAGCAACGGGUCGGCGCCUUCCCUGCUCUUUCCCGCCUUGCCGGUGCUCCUGGUCUCUCUCUCCGCGGCGCUAGUGACCUGGCUGUCCUUCUAGGAGCCCUGGGCAGAGCACACCCCCUUGCACACUCACACACACUCACACAUCCUCUCCACGUGUUGGAUUUACAGAGGAGGUGCCCAUCCGCCGCGCUGGGGGGACUGUGUGAUGCAUCUAUGCUGAUGAACCACCCAUAAAGGACUGUGGCAUCGCUCUCUUUCUCCUGCUCUCUCUCUCUCUUUCCUCUCUCUCUCGAUUUUGUGUUUUAUUUGCCAAAUGUUACCAAACCGUUGAGCAGCCAACAGCCAAAACCGGACCUCAGCUUUAUCCUGUCUUCACGUCACAAGAGCAAAACUCCAGCCCUUGGUUGCAAAACAAUCUCAGGAACGGCUCUGGGCCACCUAAUCUUAAUAAAUAUGAAUAUAUAUAAAUCAUCACGCUAAGGCAGAAGGGGCUCCUCUGAGAAUCUGAAAGAGAAAUGAAGUGAGGGGGAAACAUAUAUUAAUAACCCAGCCAAGAAACCACCACCACCAAGUAACCCAGGCACUGCUGGAAAAGAACCCAGAUAGAUCCCACAGCUGAAGCAUAUGGUGAAUAACUCACAAUCUCUCAUCUUUUUUUUUUUUCCUCCUCGGUCGCUUGUUUUUUGGUCCAUACCACUGCAAAAAAAAAAAAAAAAAAAAAAAAAAAAAAAAAAAACUCCAACAAAACAAUACUAAUAAUAAGAAGAAUCCUAUUAAUCAUUUUUCCUCACGGGAGGGAAACAAGGAAGAAAGAAAUGGCCAGAAAGGAAGGAAAAAGAGAUGUCUGCCACUGAUGACUGAAAGAAUGAAUGCUGCUAAGAUUGCUGAGUUUAGCUUUACUGCUGUUGUCAAGGCAUCUUUCUGAGUUCACUGCUUUUAAUUUGAGUUUUCCCUCCUCUUGUUUUAGAUGUUACUCAUACAGUAAGAUACCUGAAUAUCCGACAGGCUAGAUCACAAAAAAGAAAAAGAAAAAGAAAUAUAUAUAGGGGGCUUAAAUGUAAACCUAAAAAAAAAAUACAGUAUAACGAUUUUGACAAAAAAAGAGCCUUGAUUUUAAAAGGAAAAAUGUAAUUAAAAAAAAGGUUUAUUAUAAAGGUAAUUCAGCAAAAAAAAAAAAGAGAAAUUUGCUACAAAGUAUAGAAAGAAGUAUAAAAUAAAAAUUAUUGUUUGAAAUGAGGGUGUCGUUUUAUUUACAAAAUAUGCAUGGGCAAUAUAUAUAUAUAUGUGUGUGUGUAUAUAUAUAUAAACAUACACAUAGACAUACACAUAUAAAUAUAUAUGUAUGUGUAUAUAUAAAUAUACAUACAUAUAAAUAUGUGUAUAUAUAAAUAUACACACAUAAAUAUAUGUAUGUGUAUAUAUAAAUACACACAUAUAUAAAUACAUAUGUGUAUAUAUAAAUAUACACAUAAAAUAUAUGUAUGUGUAUAUAUAAAUACACACAUAUAUACACACAUAAAUGUGUAUAUAUAAAUACUAAUGCAUCUAUAAAUAUAUGUGUGUAUAUAAAUACACACAGAUAUAAAUAUAUAUGUGUAUAUAUAAAUACAUAUAUAUAUAUAUAAAGAUAUAUGUGUGUUAAAUACACACACACAUAUAUAUAUAUGUGUGUGUGUGUAUAUAUAUAUAUAAAUGGACACACAUAUAUAAAUAAAUAUAUACGUGUGUGUAUAUAUAAAUACACACACAUUUAAAUGGACAGGUUUUUAAUAUACUGGAGCCUAAUACAGACUUGACAACUUUAAUACCAUAGACAUUUUGGUGCAAAUAAAUCUAGAAUUGCUCAAUUGA
This is a messenger RNA of Alligator mississippiensis (American alligator), 2531 nucleotides long. RefSeq names its product neuritin 1 (gene NRN1). The transcript is spliced from 3 exons. Gene Ontology annotation, biological process: neuron projection extension; nervous system development. The record is from RefSeq and is a predicted model, not a curated record. Bases 16 to 774 code for a protein of 252 amino acids. Gene Ontology annotation, cellular component: plasma membrane. NCBI's taxonomy places the organism in Eukaryota, Metazoa, Chordata, Crocodylia, Alligatoridae.